Molecule: messenger RNA, 1835 nt
Organism: Ceratina calcarata
Lineage: Eukaryota; Metazoa; Arthropoda; Insecta; Hymenoptera; Apidae
Exons: 5
Coding region: 1-1257 (418 amino acids)
Source: RefSeq, a predicted model, not a curated record
AUGACCCUUUCAAGUGGAUUUGCGCCCGUGCGCGGCCGCGCCGUUGCACAAGAAUUGUUUUUUGACGAAGGCUACAAAUGUGCAGUUUGCGUUAUUUAUCGCAAAGAACUGAAAGAUUUGAAAGUGACCAAUUUGAAGAGGCAUUUUGCCAAAUUACAUGAGAAGGAGUACGGGGCAUUAACCGUCGACGAGCGACAUGAAAAGUUCCGGGAUCUGAAAAGAGGAUCUGGAACUCCUCAAAGUACAAAUACCGAAUUGUCAGCAAAAAAUGUACAAAGUUUUCCAAAGUUAAAGUCUAUUUUGCCACAAACUUUAGAAAAUAUAAAUUAUGAAUAUUUCAAACAAAUUGUAGCAGAGCUACAAAAGGACUUUACCUCCCGAUUCGAGGAUAUUAAAAAAUUAGAAUUAUAUAUUAAUAUUACUGGAAAUCCAUUUUCAGUAGAUUUAAGUUUAAUGACAAAUAACGAAGCUUUAAAAGCAGAGUUAAAUAAUAUACGUUACGAUCAAACAUUAAUUCUUCAACUUAUUUUAUAUAUAUUAUUCACCGUGAUAGGAUUUUAUAUUUUAUAUUGUAUAUAUUUCUAUUCUUUGCAUACCUUCAUUCCUCUUUUUGUACAUUUCGUUGUCCGCCGGAGAUUCCCUUCUCGCCGGGAGGGCCGGGAAUUGCAGCGUCCGUUCCCUCGUUUCGGUCAAUCGAGAAGGCAGAAGAGGAGAAUUGUUAGCCUGGAAAACCUACUGCAGGAAUUGCGCGAGCAAUGUCAGCUUUCGUCAAAUUCUUCCCACGUUAUUGAGGCAAUAACAGAAGAAUCUGUAGUAAAAGAAAUACAGACCGGCAAAGUUAACGGGCAAUAUCCGCCAGGUUUACGCGCAUUUGCGUUGACUGUAAAUUUUUACAGUCCAAAAGCGUAUAAUUAUAUACGGCAAGUAUUUCAAAAUAAAUUGCCAAGUCCAUCGACGAUUAGAGCUUGGUAUAGCACGACUGAUGGGUCACCAGGCUUCACAAAAGAAGCAAUUGACAUUUUAAAAAGAAAAUCCGAGGAAGCUGGGGACAAAAAGUUAUACGCCUGUUUAACGAUGGACGAGAUGGCUAUUCGCAGUCAAGUUGUCUGGGACAAAUCAAAAACUAAAUUUGUGGGAUACAUAGAUACUGGUAUCCAGACGGAGAACAACGAAAAUUUACCACUGGCAAAGGAGGCAUUGGUACAUUUACUCACUGGAAUUAAUCAGCGGUGGAAAAUACCAGUGGCGUAUUUUUAAUUGUGUACAGUUUUCCAGUUGUACCACUAAACACUUUAUACGAAGGGCUACACCACGCUGUGAUGUACACGGCAGGGUUUUUAGAACGUAAGAUAUUAAAAAGAAUUAAAUGUUUAACGUGCAUAACAUUAAUAGAUGAAUGUAUAGCUGCACAUUCAAAUUUCAUUGCACACAAAUCUUGUGGCUCACUAACAAUAAGAUAUCCACGAUAAGAUACAUUUAUAAUAUGCAGUGUGACAGAGAAAGUAUUUAAUAUAUUUAAAGUAGAGAAUAAGCUGCAAAUUACAAAUGCUAAACAUAAAAUGAUUGUAGCAACCAUGAGAAAUAUAAAUAUGUUUGCACUAUUUCGAAAUUUUGACAUCUAUUCAAUGGAAGAAGAUGUAUUACAAAAUCACAAAUAUGAAGUUAUUAAAUUAAUUAUAAGCUAUUAUUUAGAUGUUAAGUUAAGAUACGAAGGUACUGUUCAAACGUUAAAUUAUCAUAAAACGUUUAUAAGGAAAUCGUUAACAAAAACAGUACUUUUUAGAGGACAAUAAAAUUUAUUAUUAUACCAAAUAGUACAUGAUGUUUCAUUUCUU